Molecule: messenger RNA, 324 nt
Organism: Postia placenta MAD-698-R-SB12
Lineage: Eukaryota; Fungi; Basidiomycota; Agaricomycetes; Polyporales; Adustoporiaceae
Exons: 3
Cellular component (GO): fungal-type cell wall
Molecular function (GO): structural constituent of cell wall
Source: RefSeq, a predicted model, not a curated record
UGGACGCCUACCAGCGCGACCUCUACCUCUGUGAUCGUCCCUGCGCCGACCUCGACCUCGACCGCGACCUCGGGUGGCUCGGGCGCGGGCCAGUGCAACACGGGCUCAGUGCAGUGCUGUAACAGCGUCGUGUCCGGCGACAGCGCGCACAGCCUCCUCGGGCUGCUGGGAAUCGUGUUGGAGAACGUCGGUGAACUCGUCGGCAUUGGGUGCCAGGGCAUCGUCGGCGGCUCGACGUGCACGAGCGCGCCGGUGUGCUGUGAGAACAACACCUUUGAUGGUCUCAUCAACCUUGGCUGCUCGCCCAUCAUCAUUAACCUUUAA